AGUAGCCAGAGGGGGCCAGGGGCGGAGCUUGCAGGAGCUUGCAGAAGCUCGCGCGGAGAGCGCAAGCGCGGCUCAUCUACCAUGGCCGAAAACCUGUACCGAGCCCGUUCCCGGGUUUACAGCCCAUCUGUGCUGUUUCUGCACCCAGACAUGGGUAUAGGCGGAGCCGAGCGCCUAGUGCUGGACGCGGCGCUGGCGCUGCAGGAGUACGGCUGUGAUGUGAAGAUAUGGACCGCGCACUACGACCCGAACCACUGCUUCAUCGAGACCCGCGAGCUCUCGGUGCAAUGCGCAGGGGACUGGCUGCCUCGCAGCCUGGGCUGGGGCGGCCGCGGCGCCGCCAUCUGCUCCUACGUGCGCAUGGUCUUUCUGGCGCUCUACGUGCUGUUUCUCUCCGGCGAGGAGUUCGACGUGGUGGUGUGCGACCAGGUGUCUGCCUGUAUCCCGGUGUUCAAACUGGCCAGACGGCGUAAGAGGGUCCUAUUUUACUGUCACUUCCCAGAUCUGCUGCUUACUCAGAGAAAUUCAGCUCUGAAGAAGUUCUACAGGGCCCCCAUCGACUGGAUCGAGGAAUACACCACAGGCAUGGCAGACCGCAUCUUGGUCAACAGCCAGUACACUGCUUCCGUCUUUAAAGAAACCUUCAAGACCCUGUCUCACAGAAAUCCUGAUGUGCUCUACCCAUCUCUGAAUAUCGGCAGCUUUGACUUGGCUAUUCCUGAAAAGAUAGAUGACCUCGUCCCCAAGGGGAAGCAAUUCCUGUUCCUCUCUAUCAACCGAUACGAAAGGAAGAAAAAUCUGCCCUUGGCACUGAGAUCCUUGGUGCAGCUUCGGAAUCGGUUACCAUCUCAAGAGUGGGAUAAGGUUCAUCUCUUCAUGGCCGGUGGUUAUGACGAUAGGAUCCCGGAGAACGUGGAGCACUAUAAGGAGUUGAAGAAAAUGGUCCAAGAGUCAGACCUUGAGCGUCAUGUGACCUUCCUGCGGUCCUUCUCGGACAGACAGAAGAUCUCACUCCUCCACGGCUGCUUGUGUGUGCUCUACACUCCGAGCAACGAGCACUUUGGCAUCGUCCCUCUGGAGGCCAUGUACAUGCAGUGCCCAGUCAUCGCUGUUAAUAACGGUGGGCCCCUGGAGUCCAUUGUCCACAAGGUCACGGGGUUCCUGUGUGAGCCAGACCCAGUGCACUUCUCAGAAGCCAUGGAGAAGUUCAUCCACAAACCAUCCUUAAAAGCCACGAUGGGCCUCGCUGGAAAAGCCAGGGUGGCGGAGAAGUUUUCAGCUGAUGCAUUUGCAGACCAGCUGUACCAGUAUGUCACGAAGCUGGUGUAGUCAGGAGAGUACAGUGUAGAGUCUGUAUGCUACAUGCACUGCGAUCCCUCUUAUGGGUUGUAGAAACGCCUUUGAAACCAAAAGAAAGGGGGAAACAAAGGAGCUAGAAUCUAGUGCUAGUGAGAUUUUCUUUUUUAAGUAGACUUGAGUCUUGAAUGUGAGCCACCUGUCCACCACACCUACCUGUCAUUUCUGAAAUAUUCUUAAUGCUGUAAUCAUUCCGUAUCUCGUGAGUGUUGUUGAAAGUAUGGUAGGAAUCUGCUGCUAGCAGACUAUUUUAACUCUAUUUUCCUGGAUUAUUGUUCCUUUAUAUAUAAAGGUUUGAUCAUCCAGUGCCUUAAUUGGCUUUAGUAGUGUAGGUCUUACCAUUGUCACAGUCAAUUGAUUUGACUUCAGAGCGUAAUGGGAACGAGGCUGCUGCAGCUCCCAAGCUCGGUUUACUUAAAGUGUUCUCUAGUAGCUGCUAGAAAAUUUUUGUUAGAAUUUUGGCUGGAUCUAUAACAAGAGUACUCAGUAUUAUUUAUUGUUUUGGUUUUUGUUUUGUUUUGUUUUUUACUGCAACUUGACAAUAAAAUAUGUUUGGCAUCAGAAGAGAAUAGAACAUUAGAUCUGAGCCCGAUGCUCUGACUUCAUCUUGUUAAAUACAUAAACCUGAAGUCAGAAGACUAGGAUAAAUGAGAUAGUUUACAUGAAGGAACACCAUCACACAUGUUUUGGCCUACCGUGUCACGCUUGGCCUUAUUCCUUUGAGCCUGUGCCAGAACAGUGUAUUGAGGCAGGGAGCAAAGACAAAAAGGGUCCCAUAUCCCUUUCUAGAAAAUAUCCCUUGAUGACCUGAUUCUCUUCCACUAGCCCUCACUACUAAAAGUCCUGUCACCUCCUAGUGUGGCUCUCAGUGUGGGCCGGGGACCAGGCCUCAGGGCACAGGCCUUUGGGAACUGUAUUAGAGUUCUCUAAAAUAGCAAACAGCACUUAACAGAAUGAAUUCCCAGAAGAAGAAGAACAAAUGGCGUACAGGCUUCUGUCCAGCUAAUCCAACAAUGAACAGAAAGUCCAGAAAUCCAGUAGUUGUUCAGUCCAGGAGGCUGAAUGUCUCAGCUGAUCUUCAGUAUACACUGGAAUCCCAAAGUAGGCUCUGACGCCGGUGAAGGGAUGGACUUGCCAGCAAGGUAAGGACAAGCAAGCCAAGAGCAAACGCUCCCUACUUCCAUGUCCUUGUAUAGGCUGCCAGCAGAAGGCAUGGCGCAGACUAGAGGUACGUUUUCCCACUUGAAGAUCAGAAUUAAAGGAAGACCUGCCAACUUCAAGUUAAGCAAAAAUCCCUCCCAGGUGUGCCCUCCAUUGUUAGAUUUUAGUUCAAUCCAGAUGGAGUCAAGUUGACAACCAAGAAUGGCCACCACCGGGGACACUCCGCAUCUGAACUAUAUACUAAGCUUCAUAUUUCAGACGUGUUUCUUAAUGUUGUUGGUGUCUCCAGCCCUCGUAGUGUUUGUAUCGUAUUCUCUGCAGUUUAGCAUGCCAGUGUUUCCUGUCCUUCACGUAAAUGCCUUUGUGUGAAGCUUGCUUGACACCCCGCCCCCACCCCACCUCUCAACUCCCCUAUCCCUGUGACACUGCCCAGUAAUAACUGUUCGUUGUUGUUUACCUGUUGCUUGUAAGUGCAAGUAUUAAAGCAAUUUUAAAGCUAAAUUCACCUGUAAGAAUAUAAUAAAUAUCUGUAAUCAGA
Messenger RNA from Mus musculus (house mouse), 3055 nucleotides. RefSeq names its product ALG2 alpha-1,3/1,6-mannosyltransferase (gene Alg2). The record is from RefSeq and is marked validated. NCBI's taxonomy places the organism in Eukaryota, Metazoa, Chordata, Mammalia, Rodentia, Muridae. Gene Ontology annotation, biological process: dolichol-linked oligosaccharide biosynthetic process; glycoprotein biosynthetic process. Gene Ontology annotation, molecular function: GDP-Man:Man(1)GlcNAc(2)-PP-Dol alpha-1,3-mannosyltransferase activity; GDP-Man:Man(2)GlcNAc(2)-PP-Dol alpha-1,6-mannosyltransferase activity; alpha-1,3-mannosyltransferase activity. Gene Ontology annotation, cellular component: cytoplasmic side of endoplasmic reticulum membrane; endoplasmic reticulum membrane. The transcript has 2 exons. Bases 82 to 1329 code for a protein of 415 amino acids.